Messenger RNA from Solanum stenotomum, 353 nucleotides. RefSeq lists its product as uncharacterized. Lineage: Eukaryota; Viridiplantae; Streptophyta; Magnoliopsida; Solanales; Solanaceae. The record is from RefSeq and is a predicted model, not a curated record. The transcript has a single exon. Bases 82 to 333 code for a protein of 83 amino acids.
CAAACAUCAUUUUCAAGUUCAUCAAAAUACCAGAGAACCAAUUCAUCAUAAGAAAUACUUUAAGAAAAAAAAAUAAUCAAAAUGAGUUCAAGCAGGAGAGCGUGGAUUGCAGCAGCCAGUGUUGGAGCAGUGGAGGCUUUAAAAGAUCAAGUUGGAUUGUGUAGAUGGGAUUACCCAUUGAGGUGUUUGGCACAACACACAAAGAAUAACAUGAGAUCUUACUCUCAAGCUAAGAAACUUUCUUCUUCACUUAUUGCAAAGAGUGAAAAGGCAGAGCAAUCUGAAGAGUCUUUGAGGAAAGUUAUGUACUUGAGCUGUUGGGGUCCAAAUUAACUAAGCUUUAUUAUAGACUA